Molecule: messenger RNA, 2173 nt
Organism: Brassicogethes aeneus
Lineage: Eukaryota; Metazoa; Arthropoda; Insecta; Coleoptera; Nitidulidae
Source: the annotation of a GenBank genome assembly
AGUUGGAUUCUUUACGCAUAGCGGAUCGUUAGUGAAAAAGUGUCGCCGUUUUGCUUCGUAGUUUUUCGCUAAAUCGUACGUGGUAAAAUCUUGUUUUUGUGAAAGUCGUGUUUUCGAAACCUACGUUUUUAAAUUGUAAUGCAAUAGAAAAAUAAAUAGAGGAAGCUUCGGAAAUUAUAUCAUGAAAAUGGUUCUAUCUCAACGCCAGCGAGAAGAGCUUAAUAAAGCCAUCGCUGACUACCUGAACAGCAGCGGUUACACCGAUGCGUUGGAGGCGUUCAAAAAGGAGGCUGACAUGCCGGGCGAGGUCGAACGGAAGUUCGGCGGUCUGCUCGAGAAGAAGUGGACGUCGGUGAUACGUCUGCAGAAGAAGGUGAUGGAGCUCGAGUCGAAGCUCAACGAGACCGAGAAGGAGUACAUAGAGGGCGCCCCCACGCGCGGCAAGCGCAGCCCCGCCGAGUGGAUACCGAGGCCACCCGAAAAAUUCUGCCUGACAGGUCACAGAGCGCCUGUCACAAGGGUAAUUUUCCACCCCGUUUUUAGUCUAAUGGUAUCGGCUAGCGAGGACGCUACCCUUAAGGUUUGGGACUUCGAAACCGGCGAGUACGAACGCACCCUUAAGGGACACACCGAUUCAAUCCAGGACAUCGCAUUCGAUGCGAGCGGCAAACUGUUGGUCAGCUGCAGCGCCGACAUGUCCAUCAAGCUGUGGGACUUCCAGCAGUCGUACGAGUGCGUGCGCACCAUGCUGGGACACGACCAUAACGUGUCCAGCGUGGCUUUCAUGCCCGCCGGCGAUUUCGUCGUUUCCUCGUCGAGGGACAAGACGAUCAAGAUGUGGGAGGUGUCCACGGGAUAUUGCGUCAAAACGUACUCUGGACACAGAGAUUGGAUUCGUAUGGUGCGGCCAUCUCCCGACGGCGGCCUCCUGGCCAGCUGUUCCAACGACCAGACGGUGCGCAUUUGGGUCGUCAGUUCCAAAGAGUGCCGCAACGAGCUGAGGGCGCACGAGCACGUGGUCGAGUGCGUGGCGUGGGCGCCCGACUCGUCGGCGGCCGCCAUCAACGAGGCGGCGGGCGUGGACAACAAGAAGGGCGCCCACACAGGCCCGUUCCUGGCGUCGGGAUCCCGAGACAAGACCAUCAGAAUUUGGGAUGUAGGAGCAGGAGUCGCUCUGUUCGUUCUCACGGCUCACGAUAACUGGGUGCGUGGCGUCAUUUUCCACCCGGGCGGUAAGUUCCUUAUUUCCGCCAGUGACGACAAAACUUUGAGGGUGUGGGAUUUGCGCAACAAGCGUUGCAUGAAAACGCUGGAGGCUCACAAGCACUUCUGCACUUCGCUAGAUUUUCAUAGAUCGCACCCAUACGUAAUCUCAGGCAGCGUAGAUCAAACGGUGAAAGUAUGGGAAUGCCGUUAAAUUCUGCCUAAAUUCCGCAAUUUUUGAAUUUGUGAAAAAUUUCGAAGGAGUUUCUUAAAACAAAACAAAAAACCAGUACUAUUCAGUGGCUUUCGGCAACUUUUUGUGCAUAGUUAUUAUUAAUAUUAUAAAAACGAUACUUAUAUUUAAGUCAAAAAAUACACAUAAUAUUUAAUGAUUUUUACAUUUGCAAAUUUUGAUUUUAACAUUUACAUAAUUUGCAUUUAUGUAAAAAAUUAAUGUGAGGUCCCUUAAAUUAUUUUGUACAUUACAUUAUGUGGACCCCUCCUGAAAUUUCGUAUAAAUGGUUUUAAUGUAUUUUAUUACACGUUAAUAUUUUUAAGUUAAAUAAACUAAUAUCAACCGUUAUUUUUUUAUUUUUUUUAUUUUUCAUGUGAUAACGCAGAAAUUCCGGGAUGUAAGGCUUAAUUAUAAUAUUAAUGCUUCAAUCAGUGUUAAACCUUCAAAUUUUAUUUAUUAUUUUAUAAAAACUUGACUGGUCCACUCAUAUUUGGACCACUCUUGGAUUUUAAGCCCCAUCAUAGAAAUUAACCCCUCAGAGAAGUUGGCUAUGGAUGAAACGUCAUAACAUAACCUAAAAAUGACGUUAAUCUGACAGAAACUGUCAAAAACCUAACGCCAACAUAGUUUAUCAACUGAGGGGGUAAUUUCAAAGAUUCUUAAUAAAAUAAAACUAAUCUCAAUGUAGAUUUUUAUAUACAGUGUGUCUAUUUAAGUUGGCAACAUAUGGGAAAU